AUGGAAAACCAUAGAAACAUCUCAGAAUUUGUUCUUCUUGGACUUUCUUAUGGCCAAAAAAUGCAAAUAUUUUGCUUCGUGUUCUUCCUGUUCUGCUAUGCUGCCUUGCUGGGAGGAAAUAUUCUUAUCAUUAUCUCCGUCCAAUUUAGCCCUUUAUUAAACCAACCGAUGUACUAUUUCCUUGUCCAUUUAUCCUCCAUAGACAUCUUCUAUACUUCCACUGUUACACCUAAACUAAUCGCUGACCUGCUAGUGGAAAAAAAGACCAUUUCCUAUGGUAACUGCAUGUUCCAGGUCUUUGUCUUGCACUUCUUUGGGGGUAUUGAGAUCUUCAUUCUUACUGCCAUGGCUUAUGAUCGCUACGUUGCCAUCUGCAAACCCCUCCACUACAUGCUUAUCAUGAACAGGACAAAGUGCAACCUCCUAGUCCUCGCGACCUGGGUCGGUGGGGUUGCCCAUGCCUUUCCACUUUUCUCUAUAGUCUUCAGUUUGCCCUUCUGUGAUGUCAAUGAAAUCGAUCACUUCUUUUGUGAUGUCUUCCCUUUAAUUGACAUUGCCUGUACUGAUACUUUCAUUGAUGGCGUCCUGGUCAUUACAUUUUCUGGUCUGGUCAUCUCAGGCACUUUCGUUGCCCUUUUGAUUUCCUACGGGGUUAUAUUAUUCACGUUAAGACAUCAGUCAGCCGAGGGAAGACAGAAAGCCCUCUCUACUUGUGGAACUCAUAUCACUGUGGUCACCUUGUGGUUUGUGCCUGCGAUCUUUAUCUACCUUAGGCCUCCGACGACUUUCCCAGAGGACAAAAUAUUCUCACUCUUUUAUACCAUCGUUGCCCCUAUGUUUAAUCCCUUAAUCUACUCUCUGAGAAACCAAGAGAUGAAAAACACAAUGAGAAAAGUUUGGUGUCAGACAUUUCUUUUGAAAGGAAUACACAAUUAG
This is a messenger RNA of Sorex araneus (European shrew), 936 nucleotides long. Its product is annotated as olfactory receptor 4P4-like. Gene Ontology annotation, molecular function: G protein-coupled receptor activity; olfactory receptor activity. The record is from RefSeq and is a predicted model, not a curated record. Gene Ontology annotation, biological process: G protein-coupled receptor signaling pathway. The coding region runs from base 1 to 936 and encodes 311 amino acids. Lineage: Eukaryota; Metazoa; Chordata; Mammalia; Eulipotyphla; Soricidae. The transcript has a single exon. Gene Ontology annotation, cellular component: membrane.